This is a messenger RNA of Antechinus flavipes (yellow-footed antechinus), 3779 nucleotides long. It is a transcript of the gene USP33, whose product is annotated as ubiquitin specific peptidase 33. Gene Ontology annotation, biological process: protein deubiquitination. The record is from RefSeq and is a predicted model, not a curated record. NCBI's taxonomy places the organism in Eukaryota, Metazoa, Chordata, Mammalia, Dasyuromorphia, Dasyuridae. Gene Ontology annotation, molecular function: cysteine-type deubiquitinase activity; zinc ion binding. The transcript has 24 exons. The coding region runs from base 153 to 2885 and encodes 910 amino acids.
CGGCGCUGGAGGCGGGGCCGCGGCGGCGGCGGCGGCGGCGGGCCGGAGCGGCACCAGCUCUCGCUGCCGCGGCGUGGAUCCCGAGCGACCGUGACCGUGACCGUGACCCGGAGCGAUAUUAUCUUGCCCUGAAAGUUCCGGGAUUUAAAGAAAUGCCUUCCGUUGAAAUGCCGGCACUCAGCAGUGACUGUCCACAUUUGGAGUCAGUGGGUGAAAUAACAAAAGAAAAUUUGAUACAGAAAUCUCUCGGCACUUGUCAGGACUGUAAAGUCCGAGGACCAAAUCUCUGGGCCUGCCUAGAGAACCGAUGUACGUAUGUUGGCUGUGGCGAGUCCUACGUAGACCACAGUACUAUUCACUCUCAGGAGACAAAGCACUAUCUCACCGUGAACCUCACCACUCUCCGGGUCUGGUGUUACGCCUGCACCAAAGAAGUCUUCCUGGAGAGGAAGUUCGGGGCGCCCGCUUCCCUGCCGCAGACCACGAGACCGCCGUGCGCAGGCCCGGAAAGCGUCCAGGACUUCAAGGUGCCGCAUCCAACCCUCAAGACUCCUCUGGCCGCGGUCUUCGAUGAUCUGGACAGAGAUGUGGAUGAAGAGGACGAGCUGAAGGCAAGAGGUCUCACGGGCUUGAAAAACAUCGGCAACACUUGUUACAUGAAUGCGGCUCUGCAGGCUCUUUCUAAUUGUCCGCCUUUGACCCAGUUCUUCCUUGAUUGUGGAGGACUGGCCCGCACGGACAAGAAACCGGCCAUCUGCAAGAGCUAUCUCAAGCUGAUGACAGAGCUCUGGCAUAAGAGCAGGCCUGGAUCUGUUGUCCCGACCAAUUUAUUUCAAGGAAUUAAAACUGUGAACCCAACAUUUCGAGGUUAUUCCCAGCAGGAUGCCCAGGAAUUCCUCCGGUGUUUAAUGGACCUGCUUCAUGAGGAACUCAAAGAGCAGGUCAUGGAGACUGAGGAUGGGGCCCCUCCCGGGCCAGCUGAUGAGGCCAUGGAGGACGAGAAAAGCCCCUCGGAGAUGGACUUCCAGUCGUGUGAAUCGUGUGGGAGCAGCGACAAGGCUGACAACGAGACGGGCCCCCGCAGCCUGAUGGAGGACCACAUGGAGACCGCCAUGUUAAUUCAGGAGGAUGAGAACAAUCCCAGCCCCGGGAUAGUGAAGGAGAAAGCUCUGGGUCACAAGGUGAAUCCCAAGAGUCCCGAGGAAGACAUGGAGAAAGACGUGGACACCUUGUCGGAGAUGGUGGACAUUCUAAACAGCCAGGAGACUGUCAAAGUCCAAAUACACAGCCGGCUCGCAGAACACACGCCCGAUAUUCAUUCCAAUGACCAUCUGUCAUUGAGUGAAGGAGCCCCACGCUUGUCCACCAGCCCUCCCAAGUCAAGCUCCUUGUGGUCAGGAACCACGUCCGGCCACAAAAGAGCGCUGCCAGCCUCGUCUCCCAAGAGGAAGAAACAGCAAAAGCGGUACCGGAGCGUCAUUUCGGACAUCUUUGAUGGGACGAUCGUGAGCUCCGUGCAGUGUCUGACUUGUGACCGGGUGUCGGUGACUCUGGAGACCUUCCAGGACCUGUCCCUGCCCAUCCCCGGCAAGGAGGACCUGGCCCGGCUGCACUCGGCAAGCCACCCCACCGCCAUGGUGAAGGCGGGCUCCUGCGGGGAGGCGUACGCACCCCAGGGCUGGAUCGCUCUCCUGGUGGAGUACCUGCGCAGGUUUGUUGUCUCCUGUGUCCCUAGCUGGUUUUGGGGUCCAGUAGUGACCUUGCAAGAUUGUCUCGCUGCCUUUUUCGCCAGAGACGAGCUCAAAGGUGACAACAUGUACAGCUGUGAACGGUGCAAAAAGCUGAGAAAUGGAGUAAAGUUCUGUAAGGUGCAGAAGUUCCCCGAGAUCUUGUGCAUCCACCUGAAGAGGUUCAGGCAUGAGCUCAUGUUCUCCACCAAGAUCAGCACCCACGUGUCCUUCCCUCUCGAGGGCCUGGAUCUCCAGCCCUUCCUCGCCAAGGACAGCCCGGCCCAGAUUGUGACCUACGACCUGCUGUCAGUCAUCUGUCACCACGGCACCGCAAGCAGCGGACACUACAUCGCCUACUGCCGCAACAAUCUCAAUAACCUGUGGUACGAGUUCGAUGACCAGAGCGUGACCGAGGUCUCGGAGGUGACCGUGCAGAACGCAGAGGCCUACGUGCUUUUCUACAGGAAGAGCAGCGAGGAGGCCCAGAAGGAGCGCCGGCGCGUCUCCAACCUGUUGAACAUCAUGGAGCCGAGCCUCCUGCAGUUCUACGUCUCCCGGCAGUGGCUGAACAAGUUCAAGACCUUCGCCGAGCCCGGCCCCAUCUCCAACCAGGACUUCCUCUGCGUCCACGGGGGAGUCCCCCCGCGCAAAGCCGGCUACAUCGAGGACCUGGUGGUGAUGCUCCCUCAGAACAUCUGGGACAAUUUGUACAGCAGGUACGGGGGAGGCCCGGCCGUCAACCACCUGUACGUGUGCCACACCUGCCAGAUCGAAGCGGAGAAAGUGGAAAAGAGGAGAAAGAUGGAGCUGGAGAUGUUCAUCCGGCUGAACCGGGCCUUCCAAGAGGAGGAGUCCCCAGCCGCCUUCUUCUGCAUCAGCAUGCAGUGGUUCCGAGAGUGGGAAGGCUUCGUCAAGGGGAAGGACGGAGACCCCCCCGGGCCCAUCGAUAACAUGAAGAUCGCCGUCAUCAAGGGCGGGAGCAUCCUCCUCAAACAAGGGGCCGACUCGGGGCAGAUUUCCGAAGAGACGUGGCACUUCCUGCAGUCCAUCUACGGCGGGGGCCCUGAGGUCAUCCUGCGCCCGCCCGUGGCCCCCGUCGACCCCGACGCGCUGCAGACGGAGGAGAAGAUCGAGGUGGAGACGCGGGCGCUCUGAGCGGCAGGAGGCCGAGCGCCGUCCAGGGAAGGCCGUUCCACUCGCACGCCGUUCGGAAGCAUGGUUCUUUUCUCGCUUUUCUCCCCCGCCCCCACCCCCUCACUGGGCACUACAGUCGUGGACGCGUGUCGCAGCUUGGCGUCUCUCUAGGUGAUGCUUUUAAUGCUAAAUAAUUUACUGUGAAAUCUUUCAAAUGUCGCGUUUGGAAAGGGACAAGCUCCGGAGCUCGAGGUUGUUCAAUCAGCGGACAGUAGGUCAUUGAUCUUUUUGUACCACGUGGAAACCCAUAGUGUCCUUUGUAGACUUGUAAAAUAAAAUGGCUUUUCGAAUGUUUCUCGAACCCUUGUCCCACGCUUCUGAGCCCCGUGGAGCUCCACCGGGGGCGCCCGUCUGAGAGGGACCCUGGGGGCCUUCACGGCGGUCCCGGGGUCGCACGGCCCAGACUCGGGCAAGCUGACUCGGCGCCGCGGCGCCCCGGCCACGCCUGCUCCUGUGGACGGACUCGUCCGCAGACGUAACUUAUUGCCUGGACUUGUCAGCGUCAGCGUGUCGAUCCUGGCGAGCCCGAAGAACGUCACGCCUGCGUCGGCGCCUGUCAGUCGCUAGCAAGUUUUAGGGUAAUUUUCUUUUGAGAGCAUGCCGUACGUGAUGUGCACCUGCCGCCCUGAAGAGCGCCUGGAGAAGCUUGGGUUAGCGCGUCGACGGCCCUCCCGAACAGCCUCCUGCCCCCUCGCGCACGGUCACGUGGCGCCAAAGCUGGGGCGACGGGGGGAUCGCGGCGCCGGGGACCCCUUUGGGAACGGGCCGGUCGGGGUUGUUGGGAGAGGGACCACUUGUACCGCUACAGCUCCAGUGACGUUCCGAACCAGCUCAAUAAAGCGAUUUUUAAAAACA